This is a messenger RNA of Ananas comosus (pineapple), 790 nucleotides long. Its product is annotated as 40S ribosomal protein S25-4-like. Lineage: Eukaryota; Viridiplantae; Streptophyta; Magnoliopsida; Poales; Bromeliaceae. The transcript is spliced from 4 exons. The record is from RefSeq and is a predicted model, not a curated record. Gene Ontology annotation, cellular component: cytosolic small ribosomal subunit. Gene Ontology annotation, molecular function: structural constituent of ribosome. The coding region runs from base 273 to 599 and encodes 108 amino acids.
AAUAAAAUUGACUAAAAUUAUGACAUGUGGGCCCGGCACGUCAUCGAAGAUCCAUAAAACCAACGGCCCAGAUCACGCCUGACGAUUUCACCAGCGAGCGGCGCACGUUAGCGCCGAGUGAACAAAACCCUAGAAAAAAAGGAUCGCUUAUUUGUUCUCUCCCAUAAGGUCGAAACGCUUCUUCCUCUUCUCCAUCACGCGCCGCUGCUGCUUCUUCUUCCUCGCACCCUCCGAGUUCGGAACCCUAGAGGAACUCUUGACUCCCCGCAUCAAUGGCGCCGAAGAAGGAUAAGGCCCCUCCGCCCUCCUCGAAGCCCGCGAAAUCCGGUGGAGGGAAGCAGAAGAAGAAGAAGUGGAGCAAGGGGAAGCAAAAGGAGAAGGUGAACAACGCCGUGCUCUUUGAUCAGGCGAACUACGAUAAGAUGCUCUCCGAGGUUCCCAAGUUCAAGCAGAUCACUCCCUCCGUCUUGUCCGAGAGAUUGAGGAUCAACGGAUCACUCGCAAGAAGGGCAAUCAAGGAUUUGAUGGCGAGGGGUGCUAUCAGGAUGGUAUCUGCGCAUGCGAGCCAGCAAAUUUACACCAGGGCCACCAAUACCUAGAUGGAGCUCCGAGCGGCUUCUUUAGGAGUCCUUGUUUAUCAGCUCAUCUUUUCUCGCGGAAUGUUAGUGCAAUUUGAACCUGUAGUAUCUGUUUUUGCUGCUCUUCUUACUAAACAAGGAUCUUAUUUUUGACUAUUGUUUCCUUUAUUGGUAGUUACAUCAAUUUUGCUAUCUCAUGCUUUUUAAGUGUC